AUGUCGUGCGGACGCAGAGCAGCGGUGGGGCUCUUGAUCCUCGUCACAGCGUCGGCUCAGGCUUUGAAUACGCACACGGAGGAAUACGAGGGCAGGUGUAUCACGAAGCUGUCGAGACUCGUUUUGUAUCGCAAGAGCGAGGGCGGUACUUCAUCGACCGCAGUUAUUAACACCGGCGAGGAGUCAUUCUUCGACCUCCAGCGGAGGAUUGCUAGAUUGGCGGACCAGGCGGCUCGCAAGGAGUAUGAGGACCGCGCGAGAAUGAAUGACCUAGAGCAACAAGUCACCGUCGCCAGAGAGCGGGCUGUGGGUGCCGAACAGCGAGCGCAUGCUGCUGAGCAAAAGGCGGCAGGCUCCGAUGCGGCAAAAGCGGAAUUAGAGGCCAAAUUGUUGGAGGAUAUUGCACAGCACAACCAGCAGGUUGCCGACUACGAGGUGCAGCUCAAGCGGAGCAAGACCGAGUGUCUUGAGCAGUCGCUGCUUACCCAAGAGGCGUGGGCAGAGGCCGUGCACAUGCGCCAGAAUUACGCAGUGCUGAACCGCCGACUCGUACAGGCGGUCGAGCAGAGCGGGCGCGUGUCCACGCUCGCUCACGUGCGCAUCGCAGAGCUCAGUGCGGAGGUUGUCGACGGCUUGAAUAUUGUCCACCAAAUGGGGCAGAGGGCACAGGACUUUAUGCAAGGGAUUAUGGCGGGGCGCCACCUCCUUCGCGCAAAACAUCGCAGGCCAGUGCCCCAUGUUGUAUGUUACGCUCCUAGGAGACGCGCGAGCCCCCGCUAG
Trametes versicolor FP-101664 SS1 is the source of this 780-nucleotide messenger RNA. RefSeq lists its product as uncharacterized. Bases 1 to 780 code for a protein of 259 amino acids. The record is from RefSeq and is a predicted model, not a curated record. Lineage: Eukaryota; Fungi; Basidiomycota; Agaricomycetes; Polyporales; Polyporaceae. The transcript has 5 exons.